This is a messenger RNA of Radiomyces spectabilis, 1651 nucleotides long. RefSeq lists its product as uncharacterized. NCBI's taxonomy places the organism in Eukaryota, Fungi, Mucoromycota, Mucoromycetes, Mucorales, Radiomycetaceae. The record is from RefSeq and is a predicted model, not a curated record. The transcript has a single exon. Bases 293 to 1294 code for a protein of 333 amino acids.
CUUUUCUCUCUUGGUUUUCGCUCUUUUUUUGUUAUUUUCUUUUUUUUUCGUUUUUCGAUUGUUUUUUAUUAUUAUUUGAAAAGAUGAUCUCGUCAAGUUCUUCAAAUGCCGAACAACCUGUUUAUUACAUUGAUUGUGAUCAGUACUAUGUCGGUGAUGAACCGCCUAUAUUAUCGGUGCGUCGAGAUUCAGUCAAGCCGCCUAUUGUUAUCUUGACGGGAACGCGGACUUCAGCCCCUGUUCCGAGUGUGUAGCCAAUGUUUUUUCUUUCUUGUUGUCCUUUUUUGUACACAUGGAUUUAUAUGAUUCAGAAACAAGACCAUACAGACCUCAUUGUUCUAAUAUCCCGCUCCUUCUUUUUUUUUCUUCUUCACAAGCCAUCCAGGAUGAACGCAUGCACCGAGAACACAGUAUUAUUUUACUAGAUCAACGUACACCGGCAGCUGAUCGAGCCGGUCUGGAUGAACCCGCGGGAUCCACAGGUCCAAAUCACCAUCCUUCUUCCUCCAUGCAUCCUUUUCCCGGUGGUAGUAUGGGAGGCGGGCCAGGCGGCCCAGGACCAGGCGGACCUCGUGGCGGCUUACCAGGUGGUGGUGGACACUAUGGUUCGAUUCCUCCCAUGCCUUGGCCCAUGUUUCCACCGAUGGGCGAUCCGGCAGGCCUACAGAUGCAAAUGCCGAGGCCAAUGCCAACGCCGUGGGUGCCUGGUCACCGACCGGAUAUGUUGUCUCAUGGUCCUCUGCAACCGCCGUUGUUUCCCGGGCAAUUAUCACAUGGUAUGAGCCCGGCUGGCAUGACCCAUCCAUUGGGAUCGCCUUUCAAUCUGAACCCGCAUUUACCCUUUGCUUUAAAUGAGGCUCCUCCGUUUCAUGCUUACCCAACACCUCCUUUUCAUCCCGAAUAUCCAUCGCCCUUUUCAGGCUCCCCCGUCUUCCGUCCACGGGAACCUCGCUUGUCAGGAUGGCCAUCGCCACAUCAUGAAUGGCCCAUGCGAGCCUCAUCGAUGCGAUCCAGUCACUCUCCUUCUGUUCACGCUCCUCCUCCUCCGCCUCCACCGCUUGGGUCCAUGCGCAUGCCAUCGUCAGCUUCUUCUCCACGAAUGCCUUCCAAGUUACGUCGUUCACUCAGCGAUCGUGUCGUCCCAACCCAUCGACAGUAUGCAUCGCCAUCCGCGUACCAUCCACCUCAUGAAAAACCCCGCAGUCGGUCCACACGAAAAAAUGUUCGUUUCCUUGGAAACAGACGCGAUGAUUCCAUCACCCUAGGUUACCCCUCCGAUUCCGAUCGUGAAUAACUUAUACCAUACGAAACAUUCAUUGCCAUGACGAAAAAAUAAUAAUAAUAUCGACUGCCAUUCUGUUACAGCGGCUAGUGUUCUUUUUUUAGGGGAAACUUGUCGUCACUUGCACUACCUUGGCGCUGUAUCGAAUUACCCAAAAAAGACAAUGUUAUUACUCUCUACUGAACUAUAAAAAACAAGCACAAGUUAGACCCUCCAGGUGGGUCGUUGACCAUUAUCACAGGAGCCAAUUUUGGUUAUAUGGAUAUAGAAUAAAUAAUCCAAUCCUAUAUACGGACGGAUAUCUAUUUGUAGUCAUUUUUUUGAUAUUCGUGAAACGAUAAAGAGAUGGCGACCAGAUUUUUAAAUAAG